AUGGAGUUAUCGGGAGAAGAGUAUGGAAUACUCAAACUAGAGAUGAAAGAUCUCUCGAGUCUUUUUCUACUCGAAGUUUCGGAAGGGCUUUGGAGCUUUACGACGGACGAGCUUGAUGAGCAAAGAGAGAUGUUCGCGAGGGUGUUGAACUAUUACGUUGAACGAAACGAAGGAAGUAACAUUGCGAGCCCUCUUCCUUUUCAACGUGUCUUGUGUUUCCACUCUGAGAACUGGAACCGAGUCAUUUAUCUUGAGAAGAAAGAAAACAAUGGCCAUCUCGUUUUCUUCGUCGACUAUGGAUACAGUGAAGUGGUCAAUUCGACGAAAUGUCCAUUCAGAAAGAUCGAGCCAGAAUUCUGGAACAACAAACCUGCGUUGGUGAUCUUUACGCCUGAGUGUUAUGAGAUCACUGAUGAUCAAAUGGAAAAGCUUCACUUGUCCGAUCAUCGAAUGAAGAUGGAAAAUGUGAAGAAGAUUUCUGAGAUUCUUCGGCAUAAACUUCCACCGCAGAGAGUUACUUUCGAAAAAGAGUUCCGAGGAGAAAUAACAUCCAAAACAGAUGAGCAGAAGGGCUUUUGGUUUCUGCGCGAAGAGGACCAAGAGGUACUCGAUGAGAUCAACGAAGCAAUGUCGAAGUCGAUUAGCACGCUGAAGCAGCCGACUGGUCCUCCGAAAGUUGGCGAUUUACUUCUCUCGAAAUUUGAGAAACAGUACUUUCGUUCACGAGUUGUCGAUAUUGACAGCACUGCGCCACAAGUACUCUUCGUUGAUUUCGGCAACACUGACGACUUGAUAGACAAAUACUAUGUACUUCCGGAGACACUUUUGAAGUUCCCUCCUCUUGCUUUACGGACGUACAUUGUUGGUUGUGACGAUGCAGUAGUGGCCGAACUGUGUGAAGGCGAUGAGAUAACAUUAACUUACAAACGAGAACUUGCAUCGAAGAAUGGCUACUUCGGAGCGAUUUACCCUACCAGUAGUGCUCAGCCAACUCCAUCGAAAAUUGUUGAUCCGGAGGAGUGUGAGUUCCCUACUGAGCCCGGUCCUCUGCCGGUUCAAAAUGAAUCUGCUUCCUCUUGGCCGACGAACACUUCAUUGGAAUCAGCACAGCGAUUAUACCCUCAGCAUGAAGAGACUAUAAAUUCAAGCGACGAGAAAGAAGGCGAGCACGUGAUCACUGAGGAAUCACCGCUAAAAAUCGUCAAUUUUGCACCGAUUGAGAAAAAGAACCUUGAUGAAAGCAUAGAAAGCACUUUGGAGGGAAAAAGAGAAGAACAUUUGCGAAUGAUCAAAAACAGCAUUCCUCGCAGACUCGACGACCCCUUGAACAUGAUCAACCCGUUUGAACUCGUUGUAAUGUCGAAGAAUGAAGUAAAGGAACACACGUACAUCGAGGGAUAUCUGAAAACAGACUCUGAAACACUUCGCCGUAUGUCCGACGAGAUUUCACCAACCGAAAGUAUUGUGGAGCCAAUUAUCGGGGACAUUGUCGUUGUCCAUUCGAAGGUUUUCGAAGCUCGACCUGUCCGUGGCCAGAUCAAAGGGUUCCAACUUGGAUCUUCAGAUGAGACCGUCAGUGUACAUCUGAUCGAUUACGGGAUGACAGAACUUCAUCCAUGCUCCCGUGUCUACAAAUAUCGUCCACUGGUCGACCGAGAAUACCAAUAUGCAUUCGCUGUGAAAGCUGUCGUACGCAGCGAUUUUAAGUUCGGCUUGAUGGAUAGCUUGACCGUACGCAAGAGUUCGGUUGUCCUUCCAUGUGAUUCCAUUGAUCUUCCAUUGCUGAUCCCAGAAGCUCCGUUGAUAGAGGUUCCUUCUCGAGAAACCUGUCACGAUCUUCCAAGCCCCUUGGAAUUGCAGAUUGACCUUACCGUCGAUGAUGCUGCUGUCGCUCAAAAAGAACAAGACAGCACUCAGCUCUCAACAUGCACAGUCAACGGGAGAAAAAUUGUCUUGACCUCAGUAUUCAAGUGCGGGAAGAUAUACGAAUGCAUGUUUCUAAAUGUUCGAGUGAUGGCUAUCCCUAACUCAGAGAAAUUCAACGACAGUGGUAAGAGGGAUUAUGUGAUCACUCUGUGUAUCAAACAAGAUUGGAUAGAUUUCAAUAAUCUGGUAAAGGAUGCCAUGAACUCUUCAGAAAAUGUCCCUUUACAUGAAGACAACAUCAAAAAGGGCAUGAACGUGAUCAUCAAAGACAAGAGUUACCCGACAGUUCCUGAUGCAGGGUGGCGACGUGGUCGAGUUGAUUUCGUUCCUGGAGAUAAACCACGAUACUUGGGAAGAGUCUUGCCGCCUGGUCGAUUCUUGGUUAGAGAGCUUGACACGGAGAAAUGCUUGGUCAUUGCAUCGAGCCGGCUCUUUCCCAUUCCAGAGAAUCUAGAGUCUAUCGACUGUAGCCUACCAAAGAAGGUUGUUCUCCGGACGAAAUGCAUCGACAAUUAUAGUGCCGGAUCAGUCUAUCCUGUCAAGAUUCUCCGCCGACGGAAGGAUGACCUCUACAUUUGUGAAGUACAAGAAGAGAAACUCGUGGUCGAUUACGACUACGAGUUUGAGGCAAAGGAAGCCGAUAUGAAGCGUGCUUUCAAAGAACGAAACCAGGAGGCUUUCCAGAAAGCCUUUACGGGAAUCGGUAAAAUCGCGAGCGAAGUUUUCAAGGUGUCGCUUGUGCUGGUCGAAGAACGUUUCAGUGGUUAA
Messenger RNA from Oikopleura dioica, 2694 nucleotides. Lineage: Eukaryota; Metazoa; Chordata; Appendicularia; Copelata; Oikopleuridae. The record is from the annotation of a GenBank genome assembly.